This is a messenger RNA of Phytophthora infestans T30-4, 834 nucleotides long. RefSeq lists its product as uncharacterized. The transcript has 2 exons. The record is from RefSeq and is a predicted model, not a curated record. Bases 1 to 834 code for a protein of 277 amino acids. NCBI's taxonomy places the organism in Eukaryota, Oomycota, Peronosporomycetes, Peronosporales, Peronosporaceae.
AUGAACGCGAGUACUAUCCCUUCAUUUAUUACCGACCACCCCAUCCACUCUACCCCGGACUCGCCGUCCGCUUCUAGGUACCCUGUACUACCUCAGAUUCAGUACCUGCACUCGCCGCUGACCAAAGCUCUGGCUCGCCCAGGCGGGGGGCCCGUCAAGCAGACCAUGGCGUAUGCUAUGGCGGGCGGCCGCUUCGACUCCAGCACGUCGAGCGACGAUGAUGAGAAUGUGGACCGCAGCAACAGCUUCGCGCCCAGCAGCGGCCCUGCGUUCUCACCUCUCCGGAGCACCGAGGACGGAGAAGUCGAAGCGCCGGACUGUUAUCGCACCAUUCGUGGCCCGAGCGGCACCUUCUGCAAGUAUCACAAGCAAAGUCGCUUCUGUCGUGCCGAGGGCUGCUCCAAGAGCGCCAAGACGGGAGGCUUCUGCAUCUCGCACGGAGGUGGAAAACGCUGUGCGCACCCUGACUGCAACAAGAGCGCCAAGCAAGGUGGUCUCUGCAUUUCGCACGGCGGUGGGAAGCGAUGCAGCGAGGUUGGUUGCACAAAGUCGGCGCUCGUGGGUGGCUUCUGCUCAGCCCACGGUGGCGGCCGCAAGUGCAAAAUGCCUGAAUGCACCAAGACAGCGCUUCUGGGAGGGCUGUGCAUUGCGCACGGCGGGGGAAAGCGCUGUCAGAUUGAAGGUUGCUCCAAGAGUGCUGUGGGAGGCACGCUGUGCGUCUCACACGGCGGUGGGAAGCGCUGCCAGGCUGAAGGAUGCAACAAAGGUGCCGUUCGGAAUGGUGUGUGUAUUCGCCACGGAGCGAAGCGCGAGCAGCCGUCGAUGGCACCCUAA